Sitodiplosis mosellana (orange wheat blossom midge) is the source of this 4080-nucleotide messenger RNA. It is a transcript of the gene Ero1L, whose product is annotated as ero1-like protein. Gene Ontology annotation, molecular function: FAD binding; thiol oxidase activity; protein-disulfide reductase activity. The coding region runs from base 1926 to 3401 and encodes 491 amino acids. The record is from RefSeq and is a predicted model, not a curated record. NCBI's taxonomy places the organism in Eukaryota, Metazoa, Arthropoda, Insecta, Diptera, Cecidomyiidae. Gene Ontology annotation, cellular component: endoplasmic reticulum membrane; endoplasmic reticulum. The transcript has 6 exons. Gene Ontology annotation, biological process: protein folding in endoplasmic reticulum.
AAUUGAUCUGAUUCUUCAACUUUGAAUCAAUUUUAACGAAUGGAUAAUGUUUUUGUCUAACUAAAUCGCUUCAUAUGAAAAUAUUCAAGGUAUAAACAUAACAAAAUUCAUAACGUUUACCAAAUGAGUGACAACUCAAUUUUGUCCGAAAUGAAAAGAUUACAACCAAUGAAAAAUGAGGUGAACAUAAACACUAAUCAAAUAACAUAAUAAUAAACUGUGUGAAUUCCGUUAAGAAAACAUUUAUUCCAUUCAAACAGAAUUAUAUCAUUCAACUCAACGUACUUAAUUGUUCACAUUCAAACGAGCCACCAAAUCGAUUCAAAGUUCUGUGUAAGUACGGUGUGGCUGUAAAUCUGAAUUCAGCACAAAAGCUUAAGUACUUCAUGCUGUAAAACUACAGCAAAUGACAGACUGGAGUCAAUCAUUCAUUCGUCUCUUUCGCACGCACAGUCAUUCACGAAAUGUUAAUGUCAAGCGCAACGAAGCAUUGCUCUCGCUCUAUCCUCCACACUCACAGCGUUUGUAAUUUUGUUUUGUUUCACAUUUGUGUAUUCAUUUUCUAAACACAAACAUAUCGAUAGACCACCACAGGCAUGCGAUGAUGUGUCUUUUAUUCGUUUUGACGUUUCCAUACACAACUUUCACGUUAUUCUACCAAUAUACGAAAUCCAGUCACACCAGAACAGAGUUUUUAUCACACAAACAACAAAAUCAAGAAUUUAAUGAAUCGUUUUAUCAAUAAGCUGUGUCAAAAGUGUGCAAAGCGUGUUGUUGAGAGUUUCGUGUAAAUCAGUCGUCUGGGUAGAGUACGAGAGAGCAAAAGAUUAUGCAAAUAGAAUUAAUAAAAUUUCGGAUAUUCUUUGUUGCCGUGUUAAACGAAUAGAUACCAGAACCUCAUCAGUGUUGUCGGCAGUUUGCUACGUGGCCACGCAUAAAUUGAUUGCAAAAUAAAUGGCGAAAGUUUCGUGUGAAAGAUGAAAUAUCAAGAAAGACACACAGAUUGCUCAAGAAGAUAAGCAAACACAGACGCAGAUUGUGAUCUACCACACAAUCAGUAAGUCUAAGUAACAGGCUCACAGCUGGAGGCAUACUUCAAUAUUUCGAUAGUGUUGUUCACAAAUUGUGAAUGAGUGCCUAGUUUUUUGUUCAUUGCUCAACCAUCAAUAGAGAAAAACAAGAAAAAAAACAGUGUAGUAUGCCAUAUGAUCGUGACGACAACCUAAAGUCCCACACACAUAGUGAUUGAGCUUGCGUGUCACUCUCCAAUUCGUUGUAGUCAAUCGGCUUGCGAAUUGUGCUCUCUGCUUUCGGUUGUUUGGUUAAUUUGUGUUGCAAUUGUGAUAUAUGAAAUAGUAAAUAAAUAUUCGUGCAACAGUUCACAUCGUCAUUGGCUACUCGAUCGAGUGGAAGCAAUCGGAGAAAGUGACUGUUUGGACAAAAAAUUAUAUUCAUUUAUUAGUUCUCGAUCACAUUAUGAGUUGAACAUUUUACAAGUGCGGACGUGACUAAAGAACCGAAAAACAUUUCCUUAUCAACUGUAAUAUCGCAACAGAAUUUUAAUUUACAAAUAGAACUUGAAUGCUAUUUAAAAACGAAAAAAAAGAAAUAAUAGUGAAUAUUGAGUGGAAUAAAAAAACAAAUCGACAAUUCAAACCAUUCGUUUCGGAAGGUGUACAAAAACAAGGAAAACAAUGUGUGGGAAUAAAAGCAUUUAAUUAAACAACAGCAAACAAAAAAGAAUGAACAAGCUGCUGCUGUUUUAUAGUAAAUAUUUACGGUAUGACGCCACAAUUGACAAUUGCAGCCAUAUGGUGUAUAUGAAUGUGCAAAUUUUGUCAUAAAUAAUCAUCGGCUGUGUGGAAAAGUCAGCUGAAAUUGAACGACUAAUCAUUGAGAAAUUUCCAAAGAAAACUCGCGUCAAAAUGGGCGGAUCAUCGCGGGGAUUUUUGAGCGUCAGCAAAACGCGUUAUCGCUACUUAAUCAAUUAUUUUGUUACCAUUUUUAUAUUAAUUCAAUUAAUCAAUUGCUGCGAUGCCUACUUUUAUUCGGAAAAACGAAACGAAUCGGGCGAAGAUAGAAACUGUUUUUGCCAGUUAAAAGGUUCAGUAGACGACUGCAGCUGUAGUAUAGACACAGUUGACUAUUUCAACAACAAUAAAAUCCAUCCCAGACUCCAGAGUCUGUUGGUUCGCGACUACUUUCGCUUUUACAAAGUCAAUUUGAGGAAAGAAUGCCCGUUUUGGGCGGAUGACAGCCAAUGUGCAAUGCGAUCGUGUCAUGUAAGCACUUGCUCCGAAAAUGACGUGCCAGAGGGUCUAAAAGGUCAACAUCAACAAGAAUCAUUCAUGUUUAAGUACCUGCCGGAAAGUCAGCAAAUUGAUGAUUGCAUGAGAGACCACAAUUUGGAGCUAAGCUAUUUGAAUAAAACAUUAACGCAAGAGGCGAUGCAUGGCUUUGAAAUAUGGGCCGAUUUUGAUGGACAAAAAGAUAAUUUCUGUAUACUGGAUGACCAUGAAAAUGGUUCCGAAUAUGUCGAUUUACUGUUGAAUCCAGAACGAUUUACUGGGUAUCGCGGAGAAUCAGCCCAUCGUAUAUGGCACAGUGUUUAUAUGGAGAAUUGCUUCGAUCAAACGUCAACCAAUGCACUUUUAACACAUAUCAACAAAGUACCUAAGCAUUUGAACAAUUUAUGCAUGGAGCAACGGGCAUUUUAUCGACUUUUGUCCGGCAUGCACACAAGCAUCAACAUACACUUGUGUUCGUAUUACUUGUUGAACGAGGGAAGCGACUUUAUGUCGGAUCCGCAAGGCGUUUGGGGCCGAAAUGUCGAUGAAUUUAUGAGACGAUUCAGUCCAGAAACCACUAAAGACGAAGGACCGAGCUGGCUGAAGAAUCUCUAUUUCAUUUAUUUGCUAGAAAUGCGCGCAAUUGCCAAGGCCGCACCAUUUCUAAGGAAUGAACAAUUUUUCACGGGCGACGAAGAUGAGGACGAAUCCGUUCAAGCUGCCGUUAAAGAUAUCUUGAAUAUCAUUGAAUCAUUUCCACAGCACUUUGAAGAGAGUCUUAUGUUCAACGGAACAGCUGCCGCUCAGUUGAAGGCCGAUUUCCGUGAGAAAUUCCGUAACAUAUCCAAAAUUAUGGACUGCGUUGGAUGCGAUAAAUGCCGGCUUUGGGGAAAACUUCAGGUGCAAGGCUUAGGAACGGCUUUGAAGAUUCUUUAUUCGGGCAAAUUUGAUGGAGACAUUGAUUUCAACGAAAAUCAACCGAAAAAUAUCAAGGAAUCACUUCGGCAACGCUUCAAACUUAAGAGAGGCGAAAUCGUAUCACUGUUUAACGCGUUUGGAAGAUUAUCAAACAGUAUAAAUGAGCUGGAGGAGUUUCGGAAGGUGACGAGGUAGCAAUAAAAUUGAACUCUAGGCAAAUUCAAAGAAUUUCUGUCAUUAGGCGCACAAUUCAUAACACAAUUUUGAAACAACUUAAUUCACAAUUAGCACGUUUUCCGAAUGAAUUUUUGACUCUCACACAUUGGUGUUCAUCGUCAUGCAAAUUAUUUGAGAAAACAAACAAAAACAAACACACAUUUUCAAUGAAGUGCAAAUACAAUAGUUAGUAAUAGUGGGCGUUAAGCUGCUUCCGUUUAAAGAUAAAAAUGAAAUGGUUUUAUUUUUCGUUGAUUUAGUUGUUAGAAUUGAUUUGAACGGUUCUCAAGCAUUCUGAGACUGCAGAUUACCAUUCAAAAUGAACUCACCUUAUUUUUAUUUGGAUAAAAUGGGGCUGGAUCUUCUUAUCGCAAGUGAUUUUUCAUUAAUUUAUUUAUUUUUUUUGUUUCAAAUUGUUGAUACUUUAUGAUAUUUUAUUCUGUUUUUACAAAGUGUCACUCUCUUUUUGAUAAAUGCGUCUAAUAUAUGUGCAUUGAACAUUGAAGAGAUAUAUGUGUACAAACCAGUUCAGUCAACAAAGGAAAAUAAAUAAAUUAUAUUCAUAAGAAAUGAACACGAUUUACAUCACAAUUUUGUAUAUUUUAGAUGUUAAUUAUAGAAUUGAAUAAAUUGACCUUAUUUCCUACAGAAAAAAAAA